CUGCCUCGUUCUUCUUCUUCUUUUCUCCUUCCUCGCCUCUUUUUUUCUAAACGCAGCUCUGUUUGUCUUCUUCAACCAAUCCGAGCAAGCUUUCUUCCUCUCACGCGUCUGUCUCUGCUCCGUGCCGUGGUCUCCGUGGGUGUCCGUUCGUGAAACUGUUUACUGAAUAAUUUCAUUGCAAAAGCUUCGUAUUGCUGUGCAAAGAAUACGAAUAUGGUGCGUUCUAAGGCUGCAUCAAAAAAGCAGCAGAAGCGCGGAAUUGAUUUUAAGAAAAUAAAGCGGAAGCUUGGAAGAAAAUUGCCACCCCCAAAAAAUGCUACAGAUACUCAAAUCAAAUCCAGAGCUAUUAUACUUCCUGAACAGAGUGUGGCAGCAGAAAAGACAGGUUUAGCUGUGAGCAAGAAAGGCUUGACGUUGAAAGAACUGCUUCAACAGACAUCCCACCACAAUGCCAAAGUUCGUAAAGAUGCAUUAUGUGGCAUUAGAGAUCUCUUCCAAAAUCAUCCUGCAGAGCUACGAUCACACAGAUAUGCUGUUAUAGAGACACUGCGUGUGCGAAUCAGUGAUGAGGAUGAAAUAGUGAGAGAAACACUUUAUCAACUCCUCAAGUCAGUAGUUUUCCCUGGUUGCAAAGAGGAUAAUCAAGGGCCACUUGUGUCAUUAAUGAUGACAUACAUAUUUACUGCAAUGACACAUUUAGCAAUUGAUAUUCGGUUGAUGGCUUUCAAAUGUUGUGAUCUUCUUGUACAGCACUAUCCAGCUAGCUUUUCAUUAUAUGCUGAAGAGGAAACUGCUGGACAGGAGACUUUACAUGGCUUUGAGCCUGAUGUGCCAAAAGAAAGUGCAGGGUUUUCUCACAUUUCCAAGAAACUAAAGGACCUUGUUGCAGUUUUAGUCAAUUGUUUCAAAGAAUUUAUUCCACUGGUUCAUGCAAUGCCUGUGAUGGAUGCACUAUCAUUUGAUUGCAUGUAUUCCAUACUUCAGAGCAUAGAUCUUGCUGUCAGAUUUUUAGUCUAUGGAAACCAUAAGAACAAAUUAGAAGCAAAGCUUCAUCCUGAAAUACCUGAUGUAACUGCGUGGGAUCAAACUAUUUCAUCUGUUUUGGUUAAGAAGUUACUGGGUGUAUUUCCUCUCUAUUCAGUUCAUCACUUCUCUGAAAAGGAUGAUGACAGGUAUUUCAUUUUGAACGUUGUGAUUACACAAAUAUUUUUGCAAUUCAGUGAAUGGAUCUGUCCCCCUGCUGAUUUAUUGGAGAAAUUUCUGGAAUUUAUUGAAAAUGCUUUUCUUGGAAAGAUUGGCAGUAGCACACGUUCUGGCAAAGCAGUCUGGGAGAAGAAUAUACUUUCACUGCUUCCUUUUAUCCCAAAACUUGUAUCACUGGUGGACAAUGAUUGGAAGUACCGCCUUAUGCAGGCAUUUACUAUGACUUUCAGCAAUUGCAAUCCAGAGUCUAGCCUUAAAUUGGCUUGUGUGUCUGUGAUUGAAAAAAUGCUUAUUCCUGAGGAAAACAUGCUGCACCUAGAUGCAAGUGACCCGGAAGUAUUAGACUAUCAGAUUACUUGGAUAAGGGGACUGCCACCCCUGCUUAUUCUUCUAGGUGAUAAGCAUCCAUCUUCAUCGCUGGUUGUCUUGCACCUUUUACUCCACAUUGGGCAAUACGGUUUAUUGUCUGCUUCCCCUGCUCUUGAAAGUGAGAUACAAUUUACUCUCGGGGACUUCUAUAGCACAUUUCAGGAGGAAGGGACUGCAUGUUAUGGACCUUUCGUCAGGCUUUCCAGGGAUGCUCAGGAAUUAUCUCUUUGUUGCCUUUAUUAUUUCUCCAACAUUGAUUCUUUUCUCCUGAAGUCAAUUGCUUCUUGUUGCCUUUGUCCUGAACUGGAGCCCUUAGUAUUAUUUCGGAUAAUGGAGGUUCUGCACUCUGCCUAUAAAGGUGGACGUAUCCAGAUUGCUGAUCAUAUCAGCUUCUUAAUAACCUUGGUCUCUUGUUUUAAAGUUUCCGCAGGAAAAAUAUAUUCUGAGUCAGAGACUGAGACCAAAAUAUCAAAUCAUGAAGAGUUUAAGGAACUUGUUGGUUUUGUCUGCUCGUAUCUGUCACAGAUGGGUGAUAGUUCUCUUGUGUUUCAUAUGCUAAAGAGAGUAAUACUUGACCAAAUUAUGUUGAAGCUACCUUUGGACAAUACAUGUGCUUUGCUGAGAACGCUUACGAUAUUGGACUCCAAACCAACGAGGCUUUCUGAACAGGAUAUUUUAGCCCUAAGCAAUAUCCUCUUAGGAUAUCUAAUUGAUGUUGUCCUUUCUGUUCCAGAAGAUGAUGAUGCAACUUCAACAUCUAGUCAUAUGGACAGAUGGUGUUAUUACCUCAUACCUUGCUUUUUUCUGUUUGAUCGAAGUCACAACCCUUUUGAAUCUCAUUUUGAGCAUGAUGGGGUCCGAAAUGGUUGAAAGAAUUUCAUCGCUUCUGUCUUGUAACCAAACUCAGUAUUCUGGAGACUGUUUAAAUAAGAUACAUGCAAUGUCUCCAUCAUCCUAUUGAUGCAUAGGAUGCUAAAUCAAAAAUCUUAUGCUCUUUCAAGACAGAGAUUGACCAUAUUUUACAGGCUUUGCUCUCUUUGCAGUCGUCAAAAAUUAUCUGCGUAAGUAUUGAAGAAAGACACAAACUGCAAUGUGCUUCUGACAGACUGAAGAUUGUAGCAAGUACUUUAUUCAGUGAGGACGCAAACAACCGAUAAGAUCUUCAUAUCGGAAGAUAGUUAUUGCUGGUUACCGUGUAAGUGAUCUCUGGGGAAGCACGAGACCAAAAACACACUUCACUUUGUAGCAGACAGCACUACCACAGUUCGCUUCAUCUAGAUUCAGGAGCUAAUGAUAAUUGAUUAUUUACUUAUCAUUUACUCCUGGUAGCAACAUUGUUGAGGAUCCUGGAACAUGGAAGACAGCACCAAACAACUCUCAAGGACAGUAGAUUUGUUGUGAGCUCCUCUGAACGACACUGCAGUAUUAUAGCACAUUCACCCGAGGGUGACCUCAGAGGGUAUGCUCCGUGUGUUAUCAUUUAAUUAUUAUCAAUUUAGCUCGAACGAUUAGGUAGCACAGUUUCUGCGGCAGGUUUUUAGUCGUCAUCUAACUGCUUGGUUUUGAGUCAUGCAGCAGAUGAUCCUCUGCUCUCUCUUUCGUAAUUUUUCCCCUCGGCCCCCUUGGUGGGAGGGAGGAGAGUGGUGGGGGUGAUGAAACAGUGUUCUGUAUAGGUUGAGAGGAAUCUUAUUGUAGUAUAGAGAAACUUUUUAGUGUAACUGUGACAAUUGAUUAUCAAAUAUCCGAUAGCACGAACAAGUCUAA
This is a messenger RNA of Carica papaya (papaya), 3336 nucleotides long. The record is from RefSeq and is a predicted model, not a curated record. Lineage: Eukaryota; Viridiplantae; Streptophyta; Magnoliopsida; Brassicales; Caricaceae.